Molecule: messenger RNA, 840 nt
Organism: Vicia villosa (hairy vetch)
Lineage: Eukaryota; Viridiplantae; Streptophyta; Magnoliopsida; Fabales; Fabaceae
Product: non-specific lipid transfer protein GPI-anchored 26-like
Exons: 3
Coding region: 119-682 (187 amino acids)
Biological process (GO): lipid transport
Molecular function (GO): lipid binding
Source: RefSeq, a predicted model, not a curated record
CUUUUUGUCACCACAAGCAAUUCUCUAGUGACUUUUCCACCAAAAAACACAAAGAAACCAAUAAAUUCAGCAUUUAAAUAUUUGAUCAACAACAUUACUGUCAUAACAUCUUAAAACAAUGGCAUUCAGAAGCAAUGAGAUGCUGCUAGUGCUAAGCAUGUUCUUUGUUCUAGUGUCUCUUUGGGGUGUCACAGUGGCACAACAAACUGACUCAAGUUGCACCAAUGUGUUCAUAAGUCUUUCUCCAUGCCUUGACUACAUCACAGAACAAACUUCCACUCCUUCUUCUGCUUGCUGCUCACAGCUUGCUUCUGUUAUGGGGUCACAGCCACAGUGUCUAUGCGAGGUUGUUAAUGGCGGUGCUGCUUCGUCUAUUGCUGCUAGUUUUAACAUCAAUCAAACCCGCGCUUUGGCUCUUCCAACUGCUUGUAAUAUCCAAACACCUCCUAUUAACACUUGCAACGGCUCAGCUUCUUCCUCUUCUCCUCCCGCAGGUAUUUCGAUUUCCAACAUUCCGAAUUCUCCUUCAGGGAGUUUUUCAUCAACUACUGGAACAACUGGAAGUAUUCGAGGCUCAUCGUCGUCUUAUAGAACAUCAUCAAGUUCUGGAAAAUUACAAUGUUCUUUGCUUGUUCUGGUUAUCUUUGCAAAAUUCACAUUCAUAUUCAUGACCACUACUUAGGUUGCGUCGUGCUUGUUUUUGUAAACCUUAUUAGUAUUGUCUAAAUUCUACUUAUUUUUAGUACACCCUUUGUUUUUCUCCCUAACACGUUAACCGUGUCAUAUGAUAAAAGUCACACUAGUUAUGUAAUUAGAAAUCAGAAAACAUGUAUGCUUGAA